UUAAAUUAAUAUUCUAGUUUUGUUAAGUAUUGUGUUAUAGCUUUUUUGCUCAUUGUCUUCCGCAAUGACUGAACCAAAAACAACGACAACUAUAAGCGCUUCGUUUCUCGACUACGUAUGGCCACAAAUUUUAGAACAGAUCUUCGGCGGCUUUCAGAAUGAAGAUGAACAGCAAUAUUUUGUGCCAGAAAUUAAAUUUGACAAUCUUUGGUCCCAUAUCUUAUUGGCAUCGAAAUCGUUUGGGAAUUAUGACAAACCAGUAGAACUGAACUGUAAAAAAGUGGCCCAAAUGUCUGAGGAAAUGGCCGCUAUUAAUAUCGAAGUCCAACAGCUUCCUUAUCGCCCUUCUGAAUCUAAAAUAAAACCCUUGGAUGUACAAUUGGCCGCCAUAGAUCAUGAUAUGAAACUUCGUAAAAAUCUGGCCAAUGACUAUUUCAAUCGCACAUUUCCGUGGUAUAUCGAAAUACCUUCAUCUCAGCACGAUUUCUCUAUAACUAAUGACACAAGAAAAAUCUUUUCAAAUCCCUUCGAAUUCAAAAUUAUUGAAAAUAUUCAAAAGAAUAGGUGUAGUUUGAUGAUAAUCGACGUAGCCAUAAAUGUGAACUUGGAAGGUGUAGAACGCUGGAUGAAAUUUGCUUCAUAUGCAGAAAUUGUUAUGGCUAUUCGUAAUGCUGAGCUCUAUUCAAAGAUUAAAAAUGGUUGCAGCCGUUGUAAGGCAAUACUGAUAGAAGAAUACCCUGAAAAUACAUGGCAAUAUGAGUUGAACAAGACUCUUAGAAGUGCUUUGGAGUUUGCUCGAAAAUUACAUCUCAUAGAAGACGCAGACUCAUUUGUUUUCGCUUUUUCAAGCCAACGAAAUAUUUGCAUCACAGACAAAUUUAAAGUUUUGAAGGAAUUAUAAGAAAAUAUAAGUACACGAGUACUAAUGUA
Molecule: messenger RNA, 930 nt
Organism: Stomoxys calcitrans (stable fly)
Lineage: Eukaryota; Metazoa; Arthropoda; Insecta; Diptera; Muscidae
Exons: 1
Coding region: 65-901 (278 amino acids)
Source: RefSeq, a predicted model, not a curated record